Thlaspi arvense is the source of this 697-nucleotide messenger RNA. Lineage: Eukaryota; Viridiplantae; Streptophyta; Magnoliopsida; Brassicales; Brassicaceae. The record is from the annotation of a GenBank genome assembly.
AAUAUCUAUAUCUUUCUCUUUUUGGACAUAAAGAGGAAGCAAACAAAGAGAUCUAAAAUGGUCGGCUCCAACAUAUAUAUAUGUUUAUGAGUAUGAUGAGAAAGGCACAUGUAAUGAAGUGACGAUGAUGAUAAUGGGAAGAAGGUGUGAAGACUGUGGGAAUCAAGCCAAGAAAGAGUGUGUGUAUAUGCGAUGCAGAACUUGCUGCAAAACCAAAGCCUUUCAUUGCCAAACUCACAUCAAGAGCACUUGGGUUCCGGCCUAUAGAAGAUCCCACAAACACCUACCGCAAACGCAAACACAAACGCAACCGCUCUCUACUACCAACCCUAAACGUCUCAGAGAACCACACCCAUCUUCUUCCCCUUCAUCAUCUGGUGUCAGAAUCGACACUGCUGCACAUUUUCCGGCGGAGUUGAGUUCUGUUGCGGAUUUCCGAUGCGUAAAAGUGAGUUCAAUCGACGACGGAAAAGAACAAUACGCUUAUCAGACGACGGUGCACAUCGGAGGACACAUUUUCAGAGGGAUUCUUCACGAUCAAGGCCUAGAAAAAGUGAACGUAGAUCAUCAAUCUGCUCAUCGUCGUCAUAAUAACCAUCAAGAUCAAGAGCUACUUCCUCCUUCAUGUCCCUUGAUGAUAACUAGCCCUUUUACCGACUUCAUGUCCGGUACCCAAUUUUCUUCUCACCAAAAGUCU